This is a messenger RNA of Mytilus trossulus (common blue mussel), 6824 nucleotides long. RefSeq lists its product as uncharacterized. Bases 121 to 6168 code for a protein of 2015 amino acids. Gene Ontology annotation, molecular function: chitinase activity; chitin binding. The record is from RefSeq and is a predicted model, not a curated record. Lineage: Eukaryota; Metazoa; Mollusca; Bivalvia; Mytilida; Mytilidae. Gene Ontology annotation, cellular component: extracellular region. Gene Ontology annotation, biological process: chitin catabolic process; carbohydrate metabolic process. The transcript has 8 exons.
UGUUUUAUUAUCCCAUACCAGUAGUACAACAUUUACUUGUUUAUCAUGAUAGUAACAAUGGAUAUGUUUUUCAUAUUUCUUAAUUUAAAAUGAAGAUGGUGUAGAUACGUAUUCAGUAAAAUGGAUUAUAAGUUAAUUUAUGUGUGUAUUGUGCAUUUAGUGAUUAAUAUUCUGAGUUGCCAUGGAUAUUUACGAGUGUGUUAUUAUACAAACUGGUCUCAGUACCGAAAAGGAAUUGCUCGUUUUGUGCCAGAAGACAUUGAUGUUAAACUGUGUACGCAUCUUAUUUAUGCAUUCGCCAAACUUGAUGGCUAUAAGUUAGCAGCAGUUGAGUGGAAUGAUGAUACGACGCCAUGGAGCAAAGGAAUGUAUGAAAGAUUCAACAAUUUGAAAUUGUCAAAUCCAUCAUUAAAAACAUUGCUGGCCGUUGGUGGCUGGAAUUUUGGCAGUAAACCUUUUAGUGAUAUGGCUUCUCAGCCAAGUAGAAGAUCAAUAUUUAUAAACUCAACAAUCGAGUUCUUACGGAAGAGAAAUUUCGACGGACUAGACAUUGACUGGGAGUACCCUGCAACACGGGGCGGGCCUCCACAAGACAAGAUGAAUUUAGCCUCAUUAAUGAAGGAGAUGAGAAAAGCGUUUGAAGAGGAAUCAAAAUCAACAGGAAAAUCUCGUUUGUUACUAACAAUAGCUGUACCAGCUGACGAAGAGAAAAUUAAAAAUGGAUACGACAUAGAAGCUAUUUCAAAAUCUUCAGAUUUUAUCAAUAUAAUGACCUAUGAUUUUCACGGAGCAUGGGACCCAAUAACAGGCCACAACAGUCCGUUGUUUCCUAGAAUCAAAGAUAGUGGGUACGCAGCACAGAAAAACAUUAACUGGGUUUCAAAUUAUUGGUUUAAUAAAGGUACACCAAGAUCGAAAAUUAUUAUUGGAUUUCCUCUGUUUGGCAGAGGUUUUACGUUAACAAACCGGAACAGCCAUGACAUUGGAUCUAGUGCAACCGGUGGAUCGAUUGCAGGGCCUCACACUAGUGAAGUUGGAUAUAUUGCUAAUUUUGAGGUUUGCAAGAUGAUAGCUGAUGGCGCUAAAGUAUACAGAGACACUGAACAGAAGGUGCCUUAUCUUGUCCAGGGAGACCAGUGGAUAGGUUACGAUGAUAAAGAAAGCUUUACUGAAAAGGCAAAUUGGGUAAAACAGAACAAAUUUGGUGGUGUAAUGUUUUGGUCAUUAGCAUUAGACGAUUUCACUGGUUUGGCAUGCAAGACUGGUUCUAAAUAUCCAAUGAUAUCAACGGUCAAACGUAUUCUAACAGAAAAAGAUAAAAUAGGAGUCAAUACCAAACAACAAACAUCUCAACCACCAUCAAUAUCGGAGACAAAUUCCGUGAAAACAGUCACACCUAUUCCAUCUGCUUCAUCUGACGUCACUGUUACGUCAUCAAGUCCACCACCAGCCGUCAUACCAAUUGUAUUAAAGACACCCACUGUUACGUCAUCAGCUCCACUACCAGCCGUCAAACCAAUGGUAUUAAGGACACCCACUAGGACAAAUGAAAAUUCAAAGGUUAACGAUAAUAAAACACACUCAUCGACUUCUAAUGGACAACUUAAAGCAAAUAAAAAUGCAAACCUAUCUGUAGACAAUGUAAUUGUAGGAGAGGACAAACAAUUAACGACAUCAACUAAAGAAACGAUUUUAAAAGGUACGAAAAAUUCGUCCACGUCACCCCUUACAACUAACAUUAGUAACAAAGGACUAGAGAAAAGGGUUGAAGAGAAAAACCUUGAAGAGAGAAACAAAAUAGAAACACAUUCUGAACUUGCAAUAAUUAAAGAAAAUACUGACGUGAAAGGUACGAAAGCAAUUUCGAGCAAACUGUCUCAAGAAACAAAAUCAAGUACAGAAGAGAUACAAAGGAAUAACGACACUAAAGAUACAUCUAAGAUAUUAAACAAGCAAUCCUCUGUCAAUUCAACCAGUUUGAACCAAGAUGGCUUUCAAACAAAAGAAACAGAAAUGAAAACAGAGAGUACCGACAAGGAGAACGUUACACAAUUAACUACUCAAAACAGUAGUAGUAUUCAGAAUACCGUACAUAACACUAAUAUAUCAGUGUCUAUAACAACAAAUAUAAAUAAUAAGGAAACAAAUAACAAGACAGAAAUUACAAACACAAGUCAAAAUAUUUCAAAACAGAUAAAUACAGAAGAAUUAUUGAAGAACGCAAAUAGUAAACAACAAAAUCUUACCCUCACUGUGAGCGGAUCUGUUACGGAUACAGUCGAUAGAACACCCAACAUAACGGAAAAUCAUACAAAUAGUGUGCCAGAGGCAGGAAAAACAAUGGGUACAUUAAAGGAAGGCAACACUAAAGGUAGAACAAUGACAGAGUCGUCCUCUUUGAAGGUCGCAAAUGGUGGUGAUGAUAGUAGUAGUAGCAAAAAUAAAACGGUAACACCAGAACUAAAGAAAACGGAAGUACCAAAUACAGAUGCUCAAAUAAAAUCAAAUUCGUCUGGAAAUGGUUUAGAUACUGCUAAUAAAAGUUUCAAAUCGUCAAAUACCGAGACAGCUACCACAGAAACAUCAAAUAUAUCUGCGAAAACAAGGAAAAUAUCAGAUAGCACUAAAUCAAGAAAAACAUCAAGUAAAAAGUCUAGAAAAAAAUCAAGACGAAAUUCAAGACAAAAUUCAAGACAAAAUUCACCACAAAAUGGUCAAUCAUCAAUACAAGAAUCUACAAAGAAAACAUCGUCCGGAAAAGUGUUGCCACAGUCAGACUCAAUAUCCGGUGACACAAGCAAGACAGGAGUGAAACAAGAAUUAAAGUUAGAAAACAAUAAAAGUAAAGAAACCAUACGAAUGCGACGAUCUAACAACAAUUUUGACUACAAUACACAUUUUCGGAAAAGGUCCCUUCUUCAAACCACAGAAGUUGGAAAUGGUGCUAAUCCGGCAGGAUUUGGUUCAGUAUUGAGUUCUCUAUUAAAUAUAGUGUCAAAUUUUGCAGUAGGGGGUAGAGAACGUUCGGUCCAGCAACCACAGGGAUCUAACACCGGCGGAAGACGUAUUGAAGCAAGACGAAUAAGUGUUACACCAAGCCCACCUGCUAAUUCAGAUUUGCAAAGACGUUUUGGAGCUAGGAGACGAUUAGCUGUAACUCCUAGACCAACUGGUGUUCCUAAUUCUCAAAGACGUCUAGAGGCUAGGCGACGACAGACUGUCACACAAGGCCCAUCUCCUCGAUUGCAACAAGCAUUACGAUUACAACAAAGGACAAAUGCUAGACAAAAUCAACAGACUGGGUCAAAUGCUAGACAAAAUCAACAGACUGGGUCAAUUGCUAGACAAAAUCAACAGACUGGGUCAAAUGCUAGACAAAAUCAACAGACUGGGUCAAUUGCUAGACAAAAUCAACAGACUGGGUCAAAUGCUAGACAAAAUCAACAGACAGGAACAAAUCCUCGACAAAAUCAACAGACUGGGUCAAAUGCUAGACAAAAUCAACAGACUGUGUCAAAUGCUAGACAAAAUCAACCGACUGGGUCAAAUACUGUCGACCCAACUUUAAACACGAUGCAAAUGCAAAAUCAAAGGCAAACGACAAACAUUAGACAAGAUCAGCAAAAUAAUGCUAAUGCAAUUCGUAUUACAAAUAGACGACAGUUACAAAAUCAAAGAACAAAUAAUGCUAGACAAGGCACCCAAGUAAGCUCUAAUACAGCAGCUAGUUUACGAAACAGAGUACAGUUGCAAAAUAGGCAAUCGACACGAACAAGACCACAAUCACGUAAUGGUACACCCGAGAGCACCGCCUCAUUUCCGUCUGUCGAAUCUGCUAAUAAUAGAAGAACUAAUGCAGAUGUCAAUCCAACCCGACCUACACAAAUGAAUAGUGUAAUGCGCCAAAGAAAUGGAAAUGUUGUUCAAAAUAACGAAAUGCGUGUGCUGCAAGCAAGACAAGGAAGCAGGCUCAGAAAUGAUAAUGCAGUUCGGAAUAAUAACAUACUUCCAUCUAGUUCUGGGAACGCGAAUCGUUUGACGGUUUCUCGAGAUAAUAUUUUAGAAAACAGAUCGCCAUUAGUAUUACAGCGAAAUGAAGACGCGACUCGUCAGCGAGGAGGCUUCUCUCGUUCACAGAAGUCUGUACAAAAUAAUCCAAAAACAAAUCAGCUGCGUGAUUCCUUUUUAAAUCAGAUUCCUGACCUACUUGAAAAUCCUCCAAUUAAUACACUAGAUGCAACAAGUCUUCAAACAGCUUUACUUCGAACUCAACAACAAAGUGCAAACCAAAACAAUCUUUUAGCAAGAAGAAAUUCAAGACGUCCACUUGCAAACAGAUUGCAAAAUCUAAGACAAUCUAUACCAGAGUUAAAUAACUUGAACAAAUUUUCACUGCUGAAUAAUAAUCAAAUUUUUAGAAAUCAAUUGCCACAACUAGGAGCUGAAUUGGAUGUAACUGAACUUGGUAUAGUUCAAGGAAUUCCAACAGCAUCUGCGCUAGGAUUACAACCAAUAAACCCCACGAUGGGCACUCAACAGUCAACAGAGAGUGGUCGGGUCUCAUUGAACAACAUUACCUUACUAUCGAACGAUCUGCAAAGUAAUAGGGGACAGCAACCGGUUAGGAAUUUGGGUGUUCAACCAAAUAUUGAUGCUAAAAGAAUUAUGCAAAAUGAUUUGAUGAGUCGUCAAAGUAUGUUAGAACAGCAAAACCAGAUAACAGGCCGAGACAAUCAGAUUGCAUUGUUAGAAAGACUUUUAAGUCGUCAGGUUCUAGGCAGUUCCAACGGUUUGACGAGAAAAGAGCUUAAUGAAAUGUCACAGUUACAAGGGAUGAUAAAUAACCAGUUGAAUAGAAAUAUUGCUCAGCGUCGGUUGUCUCUGGAAAGAAUAAACGACAAUAGUCUACCUACGUUUAACCAGAUAGUGCCUUUAUCUAGAAAUGCACAACGUAGACAGUUCGACAGCUUAAGUUCUGCCAAUAGCAUUCUUUCUGAUGCAAGGAUGGAACAAAAUAUUGGUAAUGAAAUGUUGACAAUUCCAAAUAAAUUAGCUCAGAGACAAGGGAACAAACUUUCAACGACUCAAGAAAUGACACCAACAAGUAAUUCUUUAAACAGUUUGCUUUUUGAAGAUUUGAGGCUUGGUACAGAUACAAACGAUCUAAGUAUGAAUUCAGUUUUAAAUCAACUUCAGAAUUUUCAAUCUCAGAUUAGUUCUACUUUGCCUCUUUCGUUGGAAAAACAAAAAGAGACUACCACAAAGCAAACAAACAUAACUGUCAAAAGGACAACACCUGGCAUCAAACCAAUGAUACAAACCAGUAAACAAACAGGUAACAUUGCAAAUAUAUUAAAAGAUCGAUUUCCGCAACUAAAUGCAAAUCAGAUAGCAGCCUUAACAAACGAAAUUAAAAGACAAGUAAAGUCUGUUGUAAAAUCAAAUUUUUCAGAAAAAGUGCGCGAUAUGCCGUCUCAAAAAACGUCAGUAAUUGCAAAACCUAGUUCAUCUGUUCCACAAAAAAUAACGGAAACAUUCCAAUCACGUGGAAACGAAAACAAGUUAGUAACUCAAGUAAUGGAUCCAAAACGACAAAAGAACAAUGAAAACUUUAAUCCGAUACAAGGACUGGAAAUGCUUUCACAAAAACGUCCAAUUAAUGUCGGGAAUACAGUAAAUUUGGAGCAAUUACGACAGGAAUUAAUGAGAAGUGGUUUACCAGGAAACUUAGUCAUUCAAAUUAAUCCAUCACAUUAUCUAAAUGGUAGAUCAGAUGUAAACUCUCUGCUUUCUUCUCGAAGAUUAGGAGAAGCAAGAGGAACACAAGUUCCAAAUAUAGACGUACCUAAUGUUCGAAAUCAAGUGGUUAAACAAAAUAAUAACAUACUAUUGCGAAAUCCAUUUCGGAAACAGCCUCGUGUUCCGCUUGCACUAAUAACAACUACUCCUACUCCAACGCAAAAGAUAGAUGCUAUUCAAUCUCCCCAUGAACUUAUUAUCAAAGAAAAGGGAACACAAGCAAUUGAGUUAUCAAACUUGCCGUCGACGCCAUCUUCAUCUCCAAGACAACAAUUUCGGGCUUCAAAUCAAACGGUAGUUUUAGGAAGUUUGUCAAAAGCAAAAACUAACUUGCCGAAAUCUGAAGUUUUAUGGAAAUGGCAAGUGUAAAACUUUAAUCUGAACUUUGUCAGAUCCUACAAAACACAAUUGACUUGUUUAUAUCAGUGAAGAUUGCAAGCUAUGUUAUAUCAGACUUAACGAAACAAUGAAGUAAGAAAAAGUGUGAAUAGAAAUAAAAUACACAAACUAAAUGCUAAAUAUAAUUAAAAUACUUGUGUACGAUUACAGUAGAUUUAUAUACUGGUUCAUACUUUUUUUACAGUGAGACAUUUUACAUAAAAUCUUUAUAAUUUGUGCAUGUUGUUUUGUAGUUAUAAUAUAUGUAAAAAGGGAUGGAUAGACCAAAGACAAACAUUGAAAAACAUAUACUUGAAAAACGUUUUAUUAUUAUAAAAUACAUUACUGUUAAUGAAAUGAAUUUUGCUUCAUAACAGUAAAUGUUAUUGUGUUUUAGAACGUUCUCUUAUCAGCUUUACACUGUAGAAUUUUAAAAAUAGCCAGAUCAGUCUAAGGAUUUUCGAUGAUUACGUUAACUAGAUCAAAUAUGUAAACUCAAUUUGUGCAUGACAUCUCAUAUAAACUCUUGCCUUUUAUUGAAGACCUUUUAUUAUCUUUUUAUUGUGCGAAAGCGAUAUUUUCUCCAUGAAAUUCAUUAAAUGUCUACUUGUUUGUUUUAUAGUGAAAAUAAAAAAUGAAUAUUACAA